This is a messenger RNA of Equus quagga, 6129 nucleotides long. RefSeq names its product speckle-type POZ protein-like. Gene Ontology annotation, cellular component: nucleus; cytoplasm. The coding region runs from base 442 to 1620 and encodes 392 amino acids. Lineage: Eukaryota; Metazoa; Chordata; Mammalia; Perissodactyla; Equidae. Gene Ontology annotation, molecular function: ubiquitin protein ligase binding. The transcript is spliced from 12 exons. Gene Ontology annotation, biological process: proteasome-mediated ubiquitin-dependent protein catabolic process; regulation of proteolysis. The record is from RefSeq and is a predicted model, not a curated record.
UCGGAAGCCGGAGCCCGGACGGGCCCGGGGCGGGGGGAGGCUGCGCGGGGGCGGGAGCGGCGGAGGCGGCCGCCCCUGGCGGCGGGUUUGUUUAUCCCGGGGAAGAAGUUUAGGAGCUGGAGAUAGGGAAGGAGGGCGGGCCGGGGAGGAGGGAUGCGGUUCGGCGGAGGCGGCCGCCACAGGGACUCGCCGCCAUCACCUCCGCUGCCGCGGCCGCCGCAGCUUCGGGCUCCCGGGGCCGCCUCAGCUGGAGAGAAGCCGCCGCCGGGACUGGCCGCUGCCGCCCCGCACGUCCGGUAGCCUUAAGCCGUUCCUGAUAUUUGCAAAACUCUGUAGGCUGAUGCCCCUGUAAAUUUGCUUUUAGAGACUGGUGAACUUGAAGUAAAGUACUCAGCUGUGUAGGAUAUUGCAUAAAUCUUGGAAGACUGCGAUAAAGUGGCAAUGUCUCGAGAACCCACCCCACCUCUCCCUGGAGAUAUGUCCACUGGUCCUAUAGCAGAAAGCUGGUGUUAUACACAGGUUAAAGUAGUAAAAUUUUCCUAUAUGUGGACCAUUAAUAACUUCAGUUUUUGUCGAGAGGAAAUGGGUGAAGUGUUAAAAAGUUCAACAUUCUCAUCUAGCCCCAGUGACAAAAUGAAAUGGUGCCUGAGGGUAAAUCCAAAGGGAUUAGAUGAUGAAAGUAAAGACUACUUGUCCUUAUAUUUGCUUUUAGUCAGCUGUCCAAAAAGUGAAGUUCGAGCAAAAUUCAAAUUUUCCCUUCUGAACGCUAAAAGGGAAGAAACAAAAGCAAUGGAAAGCCAAAGAGCAUAUCGAUUUGUGCAAGGGAAGGACUGGGGUUUUAAAAAAUUCAUUCGGAGGGAUUUUUUGCUUGAUGAAGCUAAUGGUCUUUUACCAGAUGACAAGCUUACAUUAUUUUGUGAGGUGAGUGUGGUCCAAGAUUCAGUAAAUAUAUCAGGACAUACUAAUACAAAUACUUUGAAGGUGCCUGAAUGUCGACUAGCAGAAGAUUUAGGUAAUCUCUGGGAAAACACAAGAUUUACAGAUUGCAGUUUUUUUGUGAGAGGACAAGAAUUUAAAGCUCAUAAAUCUGUACUUGCAGCUCGAUCCCCAGUUUUUAAUGCAAUGUUUGAACAUGAAAUGGAAGAAAGCAAAAAGAAUCGAGUGGAAAUAAAUGAUGUAGACCCUGAGGUUUUUAAAGAAAUGAUGAGAUUCAUUUACACAGGGAAAGCACCAAACCUUGACAAAAUGGCUGACAACUUGUUGGCAGCUGCAGACAAAUAUGCACUGGAACGGCUGAAGGUCAUGUGUGAAGAAGCUUUGUGUAGUAACCUCUCAGUAGAAAAUGUUGCUGAUACCCUUGUCCUUGCAGAUUUGCACAGUGCAGAACAGUUGAAAGCACAAGCCAUAGACUUUAUUAAUAGGUGCAGUGUACUUCGACAGCUUGGGUGUAAAGAUGGGAAAAACUGGAACAGCAACCAAGCAACGGACAUAAUGGAAACCUCGGGCUGGAAGUCCAUGAUUCAGUCUCACCCCCAUUUAGUAGCAGAAGCUUUCCGAGCACUAGCCUCUGCACAGUGUCCACAGUUUGGCCUUCCACGCAAACGGCUAAAACAGUCCUGAAAUCUUCCAUGAACUGUAGAAAAGUGGAAUUGACUUUUUCUCCUCCAGGGCCAGAAGGAUUCUAAUACACAAACCAUAAGCAAGAGUUGUUUCUGUUGUUUUGUCCACAGAACAGAAGCUGAAAAAGCGUAUUGCUUGCAUUUCAGGUGGAUAAUUUAUGGUUUAUUCUUCAGCUUUAAAUUAGACUGAUUAUACUCUAAUUCACUUCAAGGCCUUAAAUUAUCUUCAAUGACUUCUCUUGUUCAUAUGAUAGUUUAAUUUUUUUAUUGUGCCUUGUCAUUUUGACCAAGGCUAUGCAGGAUUGCACUAGCUCCAUAAUGCAGUAAUGUUGAUAACUGAAGAUAUUAAGUUUCAAAAGGAUCUUCCAUUAGUUUGAGAAAAGCAAAAUGAAUUUUAUAGGGUUUGUCCUAUGCUAUCUCAAAGUUUUAAAACUAGGUUCUCUUUAAAAGCACUUGUAUUGGAGAUUAUUGGUAGUAUCUCCAAUCUAAGUUCUGUAAAUACAGGAGAACCCGCUUACCUUCAAGGUAAGUUAUGGCAAUACACUGCUUCAAUUCUAAUUUAUUGUUCAUUUCAGGGGGCAAAUAUGCAAUGAAUUGGCCCAAAAUUUUAGUAAAAUUUGUGAUGUUUGUCUAUAUGUUAACUGUCCAACAAACUAAGAGAAGCAUAACAAACCUUUGCUUGUGUUUCUUUGUGGGUGUAUCCAAGUUUACAAUGAUUGAGAACUGAUUGAGGUUAAGGUUUCAAUAAGAAGAAAGCAUGUUUUGUGCUGAAUUAUUUUUUUUUUUAAUUUAUAGUGACUUACAUUUAUAUGAAGAAUUCUGUACAUGUUAAAAGUAAGGAUGACCAAAUGUAAAUUUAAUGAGUGGGCCAAUUAAGAUAUAUAUGCACUUUUAAUGUGUAACUUUUGUAUGCUCGGUGGUACAUAUAUUUUUUUGCUUUUGAGGGAAUUAAUAAGGUAUAAUUAAUUGUGUCUUAACUUUUGAAAAUUUCUAAGGAUGGAUGGAGGCAACUGGGAUGUUUGUGAUAAUAGAUAAGAAAGAUAUCCUUGAUUAUAGUUAAAUUGGUUUGAAUUUCAGAUAUUCAUUACUGAAUUUGCUCCUGUUUUAUCACACUUUGGAGAAGUCACCUGAACAGUAAACAAAUCUUGAACAGCAUCCUCUCCUUCUAAAAACAAUGAACUGAUAUUAUUUGCAGACUAAAGGAGAUAACCCUUAGAAUAUGUCAGGCCACACUCUAGACAUUUUUUCCCCCUAGCUUUCUCCUUUCUGUUUCAGUUACUGUACUAACAUUGUGGAUGAUAUUGAAAUUCUGCAUAAUGUGAACAGGAUAAACUAUUUAUAAACUGCUUUUCAUGGGCCAGUUCUUUAUUAUAAAUGAAUUUUUGCUUUAAACGCAUACACAUGUUCAGUGUUUGAUAGUUCUGUUCACAAUGGAGGUCUGUUCUGGUGCGUUGUCCCAGAGAAGUAGGAGAAAUCAGUGGCAAGUUGCUGUGCCUGAUUUCCUAUCACAGUGACAAAUUGCUUCUUAGGCAAGACCUAUAUUUGACCACAAGAAAGAAAAAUAUGUCACUGGAAAAAAAAAUAAAUAAACCUAUGUAUUUACCUAUAUAACUUUAAUCUCCAAAUUAAAAUUUGUAUAUAGUUUUUGAAUUUAGGACAAAAGGAAAAAAUUAAGCCUGAGAUUUUAACAUAGAGUUUAUUUUUGUUAUUUCUUUGUUAGGUACUCAGUGAAGCAGUCCUAAUAUCAAGCAUAAUUCAUAUUUACUUUGAACAAACACUGUCAAAUAAGCCUUUGUUAUCCGCAACAAAGUGGAGUUUGAAAAGAUCCUAUUUUCCGGUAUCUUCAUUUCUUUCUGUGUAGUUUGAGUCUUUGUUGUAUUAACUUAAAUUUGAAAUUGGAAGAAUCUUUUGGGAUAGAAGAAAGAUUCUUACAUGUUAGUGGACUCCGUCCUAUAUAAAAGUAGUCUAGGGAUCAGAAACUCACUUCCUUAAUUUCACCAUAAGAUUGAGUUUAUUAAAUUUACAGUGUACAAUUUAAAAAAAUACAUACACACAUAGGUGUACACUUUAAGAUUUUAAUUUAAGAUUUUGUCAGGGUCUUAGAAGAAAACAAAAAUUCCUUACUCAGGCUAUAAAAUUUUGUUGUCAUACUUCAAAAAUAAAAAUAUACUGGUGUAUCCAUUUAUAUUAAAUGCACACAGGCACAUUGUGAAUUAAUUCACUGCUUCAACCUACAUUUCUAACCAUAGUGACUUCAGAAAUAACACCGUAUAAUGAACAUUUCAGCUUGCCCUUACUUACUUAAUUUUACUGUUUAUUGCAAAUCUUAAGGGUUUUAUUAUAAAGAUUUUUUCUUUAGUUUGGUAGCACAUUUUUAUACCAAAAACGUCAAACACUGUGCUGUAAGAAUAUCCACAUUUGUAGAAAUGUUCGCUUUUCAGAUAAUAUGCCUACCAUUAUACUAACAGAAUUGUAUGGUAGUUUUAUUUUUUUUUAUUUAUUAUCUGUGUUUUUGGUAUUGUUGGUUCUUGAGGCAAUGAUAAAAAUCUGCUAAUGUAUUCUGAUAUGAGUGCUCUAAUAGCUGUUCUUUUUUAAACUACACACGUUGUUUUCAGUAGGCACAAUUCUGUCCAGAGCAGUCUUGCCUUUUGAACUGUCAGCCUGCUCCUGUUUCCCUUUUUGUCAGUUAAACAAAGCUUUUCCUUAGAAAAGUAGUGACUGGUUUUAAAUGUUACAUAUUGUAAAAGUAAACAUUGGAGAACUGUUCUUUAGAUUGAGAUACAGAAACACUAUAUUUGUGCCUUUUUCGUUUCUUAAUUUUAACGUGUAUUGGUAUUUGGAGCACAAAUAUGAAGGUGCCAUAAUAUUAUGGCUUGCCAUUGUUACCUCUUUGAGUACUCAUGUGUCAUUGUCUUGAAAUAGUAAUUGGAGAACCUUGCAUGUAUUAUUACGUAGUCAUUUGAGCGUGUGUGUGUGUGUGUGUGUGCGCGCGCAUGCGAGUGUGUGUACACGUACUUAUAUUCGCUUGGACUUUGUGGUAUGUUCAAAAGAGUGAAUUUCUGAAAAUAGGACUCAAGUUCAGGUUAGUUGAAAUAUUUCAUUUAAAUGUGCUUUAUUUUGGGGGACAAUUGAUUGACAGAGGAAGUUAUAAUUCUCAAAAAUGUGACCAGUUUACUGCAUGAUGAAAUGUGAAAACAGUGCCUUUUUAGGACAUCGAUUUUAAAAUUGUUUUAAAAUAUUAGCAAAAAUCUCUUAAAAAGUUGUCAUGAGCAUUAUUGGCUUAUUUUUAAACUAGACCUAACUUAGAGCUUAAAUUCCCAAAAGUUUAAUUACUAACUUUAUUUACCCGUUUAAGUUUUAUGCAGAAAUUUAAAACCUAAGCAGAAUUCUUUAUAAAAAUGUGCAUCAUAGAUACUACCCAGUGUUAGUAAAAUAGAACACUAGGGACUUCAUAAGUUGUUUUGUUAAAAUCCGACUCAAAAAGCUUUUCUCAUAGCCAAGUAUACUUGAAGAGGUGACCUAUUCCGAGUUGGACGUUCAAGCUCUUUGAUGGAUAAAAUAAAAAUAUUCAAUGUAUUCUUGCAAAAUAAGGCGGGUGGGUGGGUUUUAGUGUUUUCAGAUUGUAAAGACAGCACUUUCAGCACACGUAAGAGUAUUUUGCAAACCUCUUUUAUACAGAUUAUGAGCUCUACUUUAUUUAAGUGUUCAUGGAAUGAUGUAAAUUUUAGGUCCAGUUGAACAAAUACUGAGUGCCUACCAUAUGCAAGACUUUCUCCUCACUAGAAAUGAAAUCACCACACCGUGUCUUCUGUUUGCAGUAUGUGGAUUUUAUGUUUGAAAAGGAAUUCUUAUAUUUAAAUCUUUUUAUGUUGUUAGAGUUUAUCAUUGUAUACUGUAACCCAGUUAAUUUUGCCUUCAGUUUUUUAGAAUAAAGAUAUAACUUAAGUGAGUUCCGUUUUUGAAAAUAAAAUUCUGCUAAAAUUAUUUAAAAAUUAGUUCUGGGGGAAAUUGAUUUUCAAGAUUCAGAUGUAUAAAAACAUAUAUUGACCUUUUCAGCCUCAUUUUUAAUCAGCUGAUGUUAAUGAUGAGAUACAUACUUUUUGUAUCUUGUUGCUGAAAAUAUUUUUUGCAUUUCAGCACGUUGAGUUAAAAUAAAGUUGUUACUACUUAUUCAGAAUUAAUUGGUUUAUUUUGUGUUUAUUUGAAAAUAUGAACUCUUCUUUUUCAGAUUACUGUGAUGCUUUGCAAAGAGCCAUGUAUUGAUAUGGUAACUUUUAAAAUUAUGGAGAGUAGCUGUCUUUUCUACAUAGGGAAGCUAAUAUUUUUUGGAGCCUACUAAAGACUUAUUCCUUAACUGUGAGAUGUUACAUAUAUAUUUACUUUAAUAUAUGUGUACCGUCAAUAUUGAAUGACUUAUGCUAAUGUCAUGUAACUUUGCUGUAGCACUUAAAGAUUACCUUUAGCUAGUCCUCCUACUACUUCUUAAUUUCAACUAACAGCUUAGUCAUUU